Plasmodium gallinaceum is the source of this 396-nucleotide messenger RNA. Its product is annotated as conserved Plasmodium protein, unknown function. The coding region runs from base 1 to 396 and encodes 131 amino acids. The transcript is spliced from 4 exons. NCBI's taxonomy places the organism in Eukaryota, Apicomplexa, Aconoidasida, Haemosporida, Plasmodiidae. The record is from RefSeq and is a predicted model, not a curated record.
AUGAUAAAUUUAGCAACAGUAAUAUUAUUUUCCACAUAUGGACGAAAUUUAGGAAAUUUUUUUUUUAACACUUGUUUAUUUUUUGCAAAUUACCUAAACUUUGUUUGUUUUAUUUUAAAAAAAAUAUCUCAUAUAUUCAAAAUUAAUACAUAUAAAGAUUUAAAUGGUUUACAUAAUAUAAAACAAGCCAAUUUAAAUGGAUUAAUAAAAGAAAAUAAGAGUAUGCAUCUAUUAAAUAUAUCUUGUAUAAAUGAUUUAGAUGUCUUGAAUAGUUCUAUCCUUGAGACUGAAACAGAAAUAAAUGAACAUUUAUCAACAGAAGUAGAAGAUUUUGAUGAAGAUGAAUAUAAUUUUGAAUUCAUUGACUUAGUUCAGCAAAAUAGUUUUGAAGAAUAA